Molecule: messenger RNA, 5609 nt
Organism: Psammomys obesus (fat sand rat)
Lineage: Eukaryota; Metazoa; Chordata; Mammalia; Rodentia; Muridae
Product: ATP-dependent translocase ABCB1
Exons: 28
Coding region: 146-3973 (1275 amino acids)
Biological process (GO): transmembrane transport
Cellular component (GO): membrane
Molecular function (GO): ATP hydrolysis activity; ABC-type transporter activity; ATP binding
Source: RefSeq, a predicted model, not a curated record
UGUCCCCAGAAAACCCUGGCGCAGUCAAACAGCGGUUUCCAGGAGCUACUACUGCUCACAUCCUCCCAGGCUCCACAACACUUAGAGGCGCCUCUUCCGAAUUCCACCUCUUGGCGGACUUUGCGAAGGGAAGCCGGAGGUGGAGAUGGACCUUGAAGAGGGCCUUAACGGAAGAGCAGACAAGAACUCGAAGAUGGGCAAAAAGAGUAAAAAGGAGAAGAAAGAAAAGAAGCCAGCAGUCAGUGUGCUUACAAUGUUUCGCUAUGCAGGUUGGCUGGACAAGUUGUACAUGCUGAUGGGAACUCUGGCUGCCAUUAUCCAUGGAGUUGCACUUCCACUUAUGAUGCUGGUGUUUGGAGACAUGACAGAUAGCUUUGCAUCUGUAGGGAACAUUCUGCCAAAUAUUACUAAUGGAAGUUACUUCAACAAAUCAGACGUCUUGGGCAAGCUGGAGGAUGAAAUGACCACGUACGCCUACUAUUACACGGGGAUCGGUGCUGGUGUGCUCAUAGUUGCCUACAUUCAGGUUUCGUUCUGGUGCAUGGCAGCCGGAAGACAAAUACACAAAAUCAGGCAGAAGUUUUUCCAUGCUAUAAUGAACCAGGAGAUAGGCUGGUUUGACGUGCACGACGUCGGGGAGCUCAACACCCGGCUCACAGAUGAUGUCUCCAAAAUUAAUGAAGGAAUUGGUGACAAAAUUGGAAUGUUCUUUCAAGCAAUGGCAACAUUUUUUGGUGGUUUUAUAAUAGGAUUUACUCGUGGCUGGAAGCUAACUCUUGUGAUUUUGGCCAUCAGCCCUGUUCUUGGACUGUCAGCUGGUCUUUGGGCAAAGAUAUUAUCUUCAUUUACUGAUAAAGAACUCCAGGCAUAUGCAAAAGCUGGAGCAGUUGCUGAAGAAGUCUUAGCAGCUUUCAGAACUGUGAUUGCAUUUGGAGGACAAAAGAAGGAACUUGAAAGGUACAAUAACAAUUUAGAAGAAGCUAAAAGGCUUGGGAUAAAGAAAGCUAUCACAGCCAACAUAUCCGUUGGUGCAGCUUUCCUGCUCAUCUAUGCCUCUUAUGCUCUGGCAUUUUGGUAUGGGACUUCUUUGGUGAUCUCAAAGGAAUACUCCAUUGGACAAGUGCUCACUGUCUUCUUUUCUGUAUUGAUUGGAGCAUUCAGUAUUGGACAGGCAACUCCCAACAUCGAAGCCUUUGCCAACGCAAGGGGAGCAGCUUAUGAAGUCUUCAAUAUAAUUGACAAUAAGCCCAGUAUUGACAGCUUCUCAGUGAGUGGACACAAGCCAGACAACAUUCAGGGAAAUUUGGAAUUCAAAAAUAUUCACUUCAGUUACCCAUCUCGAAAAGAAGUUCAGAUCUUGAAGGGCCUCAACCUGAAGGUGCAGAGCGGACAGACGGUGGCCCUGGUUGGCAACAGCGGCUGCGGGAAAAGCACCACUGUCCAGCUGCUGCAGAGGCUCUACGACCCCACAGAGGGCACGGUCAGUAUCGACGGGCAGGACAUCAGGAGCAUCAACGUGAGGUAUCUGCGGGAAAUCAUUGGCGUGGUGAGCCAGGAACCUGUGCUGUUUGCCACCACGAUCGCUGAAAACAUCCGCUACGGCCGGGAGGACGUGACCAUGGACGAGAUUGAGAAAGCCGUCAAGGAGGCCAACGCCUACGACUUUAUCAUGAAGCUGCCCCACAAAUUUGACACCCUGGUUGGCGAGAGAGGGGCGCAGCUCAGUGGGGGACAGAAACAGAGAAUCGCCAUUGCGCGUGCGCUGGUCCGCAAUCCCAAAAUCCUUUUGUUGGAUGAGGCCACGUCAGCCUUGGACACAGAAAGUGAAGCCGUGGUUCAGGCCGCUCUGGAUAAGGCUAGAGAAGGCCGGACCACCAUUGUGAUAGCUCACCGCUUGUCUACAGUUCGUAAUGCUGACAUCAUUGCUGGGUUUGAUGAUGGUGUCAUUGUGGAGCAAGGAAAUCAUGAUGAGCUCAUGAGAGAGAAGGGCAUUUACUUCAAACUUGUCAUGACACAGACAGCAGGAAAUGAAAUUGAAUUAGGAAAUGAAGUUUGUGAAUCUAAAAAUGAAAUUGAUAAUUUAGACAUGUCUUCAAGAGAUUCAGGAUCCAGUCUCAUAAGAAGAAGAUCAACUCGCAAAAGCAUCCGCGGACCACACGACCAAGACAGGAAGCUUAGUACCAAAGAUGCCCUGGAUGAAGAUGUUCCCCCAGCUUCCUUUUGGCGAAUCCUAAAGUUGAAUUCAACUGAGUGGCCUUAUUUUGUGGUUGGUGUAUUUUGUGCCAUAAUAAAUGGAGCCAUGCAACCAGCAUUUGCCAUAAUAUUUUCAAAGGUUGUGGGGGUUUUUACAAGUGGUAAGGAUGAUGAAACCCAACGACGUGAAAGCGACUUGUUUUCCCUAUUGUUUCUGGUCCUUGGAAUCAUUUCUUUUAUCACAUUUUUUCUUCAGGGCUUCACCUUCGGCAAAGCUGGAGAGAUCCUCACCAAGCGACUCCGCUACAUGGUUUUCAAGUCCAUGCUGAGACAGGACGUGAGCUGGUUUGAUAAUCCUAGAAAUACCACUGGAGCACUGACCACCAGGCUUGCCAAUGAUGCUGCUCAAGUUAAAGGGGCUAUAGGGUCUAGGCUUGCUAUCAUUACCCAGAAUGUAGCAAAUCUUGGAACAGGAAUUAUCAUAUCCCUAGUCUAUGGCUGGCAGUUGACGCUUUUACUCUUAGCAAUUGUACCCAUCAUUGCAAUAGCAGGAGUGGUUGAAAUGAAAAUGUUAUCUGGACAAGCACUGAAAGAUAAGAAGGAACUAGAAGGUUCUGGGAAGAUUGCUACUGAAGCAAUAGAAAAUUUCCGUACUGUUGUCUCUCUGACCCGGGAGCAGAAGUUUGAAAAUAUGUAUGCACAGAGCCUGCAGAUACCAUACAGAAAUGCUCUGAAGAAAGCGCACAUCUUCGGGAUCAGCUUCUCCUUCACACAGGCCAUGAUGUACUUUUCCUACGCUGCUUGUUUCCGUUUCGGUGCUUACUUGGUGGCGCGUGAACUCAUGACUUUUGAGAAUGUUCUAUUAGUAUUCUCAGCUAUUGUCUUUGGUGCCAUGGCAGUAGGGCAGGUCAGUUCAUUCGCUCCUGACUACGCAAAAGCCAAAGUGUCAGCAUCACAUAUCAUCAAUAUCAUGGAGAAAGUCCCUGAGAUUGACAGCUACAGCACAGAAGGCCUAAAGCCUAAUCAGUUAGAAGGAAAUGUGAGAUUUAACGGAGUCGUGUUCAACUACCCCACCCGACCCAACAUCCCAGUGCUUCAGGGGCUGAGCCUGGAGGUGAAGAAGGGCCAGACGCUCGCCCUGGUGGGCAGCAGUGGCUGCGGGAAGAGCACAGUGGUCCAGCUGCUGGAGCGGUUCUACGACCCCCUGACCGGGACAGUGUUUCUAGAUGGCAAAGAAAUAAAUCAACUCAAUGUCCAGUGGCUCCGAGCACACCUGGGCAUUGUGUCCCAAGAGCCCAUCCUGUUUGACUGCAGCAUCGCCGAGAACAUCGCCUAUGGAGACAACAGCCGGGUCGUGUCCCAGGAUGAGAUUGUGAGGGCGGCCAAAGAGGCCAACAUCCACCAGUUCAUUGAUUCACUGCCUGACAAAUACAACACUAGAGUAGGAGACAAAGGGACUCAGCUGUCGGGUGGGCAGAAGCAGCGAAUCGCCAUCGCACGUGCCCUUGUCAGGCAGCCUCAUAUUUUGCUUCUGGAUGAAGCAACGUCAGCUCUGGAUACAGAAAGUGAAAAGGUUGUCCAGGAAGCCCUGGACAAAGCCAGGGAAGGCCGCACCUGCAUUGUGAUCGCACACCGCCUGUCCACCAUCCAGAACGCAGACCUGAUUGUGGUGAUUCAGAACGGCAAGGUCAAGGAGCAUGGAACCCACCAGCAGCUGCUGGCCCAGAAAGGCAUCUAUUUCACAAUGGUCAGUGUGCAAUCGGGAGCAAAGCGCUCAUGAACUGUGACCAUGUAAAAUGCUAAAUAUUUUUAAUAUUUGUAUUAAUAUAUGGCAUUUAAUCAAAAUAAAAACACUGUUUUUUUAGAAUAGCCAGUUAUCUAUUUCCUGUCAUAUGGAAAGCAUUUAGUCCAGUUUAGGGCCUUCAGAGACUUUGUUCUUAAAGGAAGAGAAAUAGAUACACCAUCAAAUGGAGAGUAAUAGUUUAAAUUACACUAUAAAAUUCAUAAAAGAAUUAAAUGUUUGAUAAUAUAUACUUUUAUUUAUACUUUCUCAUUUGUAACUAUAACUGAUUUUCUUGCUAAACAAAUUAUGUGUGUGUCAAAAAUUACUGAAAUGUUUGUAUAAAGUAUAUAUAUAUAUAUAGUGAAACUGAAUAUUCAUAUUCUUGAGUUAUCUUGCUCAAAAUUCCUAUGAAAUGAUAUAUUCUACCAACUGGAAUAUUGUACAUAAUUUUAGCUUGUAAAAAUUAGCCUAUUCUGAGGUGGUCACUCUAUGGGUAAAGUGCCUGAGACACAGGGUCCCUCAGUUCAGAUCCCUAGCACCUAUGUAAGCAGCAAAGUAGGGUGGUAUGCAUUUGUCAUGCCGGUGCUAGAGGCAGUAACAGGCAGGCCCUGUGGUCUCAGUGGCCAACCAUCCUAGCCAAAAUAGGGAGUUGAGCUCCAGGCUCAGUGAGAGGAUUUGUCUCAAAAAUAAGAGGGAAAAGCAAGUGAGGACAUCUUGAUAUCAGAGUGAGUCUGACCCUUACAUUCUCCUGUGUAGACAAGUGUACACACGUGUGCACUCAUGCAAACACCGUAUAUGUAUUAGUAUGUAUUUAUGUUACACACACACACGGUUAUUAGAAAUUGAAGAGAUAAAAUAAGAAAGGUAGAAGAGGUGCCCAUAAAACCCAUCAAAUAGUGCUUCCAUCAGCUUUGUCCAGAGAAGUUUCUUUUUGAGGUGGUCAGUGGUGACUGCAGACUCUUAACUAACUAAAGUCCUGAGAAUAAGGUGACUGUUAAAUGUCCAGCCAUAAAUGAGAUAUUUGUGUUACUCCUUCCAAAGCUCGAAGGAGCAGAAAGAAUAUCGGAGCCUGAGGGAGGAGUGGGAAGAGGUGUGCAACCCUGACUUACAGGCAUGGCAUGGCCGCUACGUUCCUGAACCUAUAACUAUGAUUUUUUAGUAGGGUCUGUACAAGACUGGACCUAUCAACACUCUGGCGUCAAAGGGAAAGGGCUUCAUCUCACUCCAAGGGUUUCUAUGCACGUAAUGGUUGACUGGAAAGAGAAAGAUAUUUUUUCAUUGGUGUAGACACUGGUAAGGUGUCCAUCUACCUAUAAACAGACCCUCACCUGUGUUUCUGAAGACAAUCCCAACAACUUAUUAAGUCUCUCUCUCUCUCUCUCUCUCUCUCUCUCUCUCUCUCUCUCUCUUUCUCACACACACACACCCAAACAAACAAAAACAAAAACAUUACAGGAGGACUAGCCAGGCAGAUAAAGGGUAUUAACAGGAGUGACAAUGGGGCAAAAGAGGGUACCUGGCUAAAUAUGAUUGAAGGAUGUUAUGUACAUGUAUGGAAACACCAUAGUGAAACUCAUUAUUAUGUAUACUUAAUAUAUGGCUAAUAAAAUAUUUUUAAAAAGAAGAAAGAAAA